This is a messenger RNA of Coregonus clupeaformis (lake whitefish), 1402 nucleotides long. RefSeq names its product UDP-N-acetylglucosamine transporter. Gene Ontology annotation, molecular function: UDP-galactose transmembrane transporter activity. The transcript has 8 exons. Gene Ontology annotation, biological process: pyrimidine nucleotide-sugar transmembrane transport. The coding region runs from base 119 to 1198 and encodes 359 amino acids. Lineage: Eukaryota; Metazoa; Chordata; Actinopteri; Salmoniformes; Salmonidae. The record is from RefSeq and is a predicted model, not a curated record. Gene Ontology annotation, cellular component: Golgi membrane.
UGAGCACUAGCACAUGGGAAGGAGUGGCAGCCUGCCUCUCUCCUCUCCUCAAAUCUGGCCAAGGUGACACAGCUGAUUUUACCUCCAGCAGCCACGUUGCCUCCUCAGCCGUCCUGCUAUGCCUAAGCCAGGGCUGUCCCCUUUGGCCUCGUCCCCUGGCUCUGAGGAGGCGUCCUGCCACGUCUCCAUGUCGUCGCCCCCAGCCUCCCAGUCCCAGUCGCGGGUGAAGUAUGUGUCCCUGGGUGUGCUGGUGCUGCAGACCACCUCGUUGGUGCUCACUAUGAGGUACUCGCGCACGCUGCAGGGCGAGGGGCCCCGCUACCUAGCCUCCUCAGCCGUGGUUUCGGCCGAGAUGCUCAAGAUCCUCACCUGCCUGCUGCUCGUCUUCUACGACCACAGCUUCAGUGUUCGGGCGUUGAAUCGUGUGCUGAAUGAAGAGAUUCUUAAUAAGCCCAUGGAGACGUUGAAGCUGGCCAUCCCAUCAGGCAUCUACACACUCCAGAACAACCUGCUUUAUGUCGCCCUGUCCAACCUGGAUGCUGCUACCUACCAGGUGACGUACCAGCUGAAGAUCCUGACCACAGCACUGUUUUCAGUGUCCAUGCUGGGGAAGAGACUGGGGUUCUACCAGUGGCUCUCCCUGCUCAUCCUCAUGACUGGUAUCGCUCUCGUACAGUGGCCUACAGAGUCUAUGGGUGGGCCAUCUCAGAGGCCUCUGUCUGCAGGCUCCCAGUUAGUAGGUGUGAUAGCGGUACUGAUAGCCUGCUUCUCCAGUGGUUUCGCUGGAGUCUACUUUGAGAAGAUCCUCAAAGAAACCAAACAGAGUGUGUGGGUCCGCAACAUCCAGUUAGGUUUGUUUGGCCUGGUGUUUGGUCUAAUUGGAGUGUUUGUGUACGACGGAGAGAGAGUGAAGGAGUCCGGAAUGUUCCAAGGUUACAACUCAAUCACCUGGACCGUUGUAGCCCUGCAGGCUCUGGGUGGGUUGGUCAUAGCAGCAGUCAUUAAGUAUGCAGACAACAUCCUGAAGGGCUUUGCCACGUCACUCUCCAUCAUCCUGUCAACACUCAUAUCCUACUUCUGGUUGAAGGACUUCGACCCAACCAGUGUGUUCUUCCUGGGAGCAGUGCUGGUCAUUGCUGCCACCUUCCUUUACAGCCACGAGGGCAAGAGGCCUGCCAUCAACCGUAGCAAAGUGUAGAGGGAGAUCCAUCACCCACAGCCUUGGAACUCCAAAGAAGAGACACACAGGGCAAGAUGGACGGAGGAAUAUGUUGCUGAGAAGUGGUGCUGAGCAAUUAACCAAAAUGUCGGUUAUUUUUCCAUUUUAAAACAACUAAUUGACCGACCUUAGUUCAAUUAUUUGAAUUCCAUUUCGCUGCAGUUUCUCUAGAGAUAAAUCAGA